Messenger RNA from Hydractinia symbiolongicarpus, 1742 nucleotides. Its product is annotated as prostaglandin reductase-3-like. Gene Ontology annotation, molecular function: oxidoreductase activity; zinc ion binding. Lineage: Eukaryota; Metazoa; Cnidaria; Hydrozoa; Anthoathecata; Hydractiniidae. Gene Ontology annotation, cellular component: mitochondrion. The record is from RefSeq and is a predicted model, not a curated record. The transcript has 12 exons. Bases 46 to 1098 code for a protein of 350 amino acids.
CUUGAGUAAAUAAUAAAUAAUGAUUUAAUUAGUAAAUGAAUAAGAAUGGCUGCCAGAAACAGUUUUCGAAAAAUAGUUGCAACCACCCUCACAACAGACUUCAGGAAAGCUUGUGAAGUAGUCACUGCCAAAGUUGGAAAUCUUGCUGAGAAUGAAGUGUUAGUUAAAACCAGGUAUGCUGGAAUCAAUGCAACAGAUAUCAAUGUCGCUGCGGGAAGGUAUGGUCCUCCUAAUCCUACCUUACCCUUUGAUGUCGGAUUGGAGGGCGUUGGAUUUGUUGAAAGCGUUGGCAGCAAUAUUCCAAGGAGUAUGAUAGGCCAGCCUGUUGCUUAUAUUUACACUGGAAGUUUUGGUGAAUAUGUAAAAAUGCCCUCUCGAUUUUGCAUGCCGAUACCUGAAGCCAAACGAGAAUACAUUCCAUUGCUUAUAAGUGGGUUGACUGCGUCAAUUGCACUAGAAAAGGUUGGUCGCAUAUCAACUGGUGAAAAUGUUUUAAUCACCGCUGCUGCUGGAGGUACUGGUCAUAUUGCUGUUCAACUUGCGAAACAGGCUGGCUGUCACGUUAUUGGUACAAGUUCGAGCGAUGAAAAAGGGGAGCUGCUAAACUCUCUAGGUUGCGAUCAUGUUAUCAAUUACAAGGAACAAAAACUCUCUGACGUAUUGAAGGAAACAUAUCCAAAAGGAAUUGAUGUCGUUUACGAAUCUAUCGGUGGUGAGAUUUUUGAAGCAUGCCUUAACAGGCUUGCCGUAAGUGGACGCAUGAUCGUUUUAGGAUAUAUUGGUAGUUACCAUUCCCCUGCAGGAAUUGAUCGUAGCCAUCGAAAUGCAACCUUGAUGACCAAGUUGUUGCUGAAAUCAGCCAGCAUUGGAGGAUUCUUCUUAAUGAAUCAUGGAUCCGAAUUUAAACCUCAUCUAAGCAAACUAGUUCAACUUGCCGAUUCAGGAAAGCUUCGUGUAUUAACAGACAGUACAGACGAGCAGGGGAAACCUUUCAUUGGAUUGGAAUCAGUCUUCGAUGCUAUUGAUCAUUUAUAUUCGAGGAAGAGCAAGGGCAAGGUUAUUGUGGAAUUUCCUGAAAGCAAAGACAGCAAACUCUAAAUGCGCAUGCGCAGAUAUUGAGAUAAAAAGUUGGUAAUGAAAUUAUUAAUGGUCUACGUGUACUCCGUAAUCGAAGGUUGCGAGAAUAACAUUUGUUUUAGAAAUACUAUGUCAUUUGAUUUUUUCCUUUUUGUAUGAGAAUCUAAUCCCUAUUCCCUAUUUUUUGUUUUGUUUUCUUAUCUUCCUGACAGCCCUUCGAUUGUUUUGUUGAGAAAGUCUCUUUUAUGAAUUCUGUACAACAAGGCUGUCAACAUGAAAGAAUUUGUAAGUCGAGUUAUCACUUUAAUAAGUUUCGUUUUGUUUGAACAUAUGACAACUCCAAACAGUAAUCUAAUAAUUCCCAACUAUUCAAAAUAAAAUUGUAAUAUAUGUAAAUUCCCGAUUCCGAUAAUGAAAUAGAUAUCGAAACGUUUGUAAUAGAAAACAUUUUUUUAUAUUGAUAUUUUAUCACUAUAACUUAUAACAAUAUAUUCUCCCUUGCUUAAAAUACUGCCGCGGGGGGGUGAAAAAUGAUUUUUUUAUGAUUUCACGUGUAAAAAGCGCAUGAUUAUGUGCCUACACAAUAUUAUUUAAUUCAAAAUAUUAUUUUGCGAAAAUUGUAUUAAAAAUAUAAUUUUCCGGAAAAUACUGUUCCAUUAUCAUUG